Molecule: messenger RNA, 2625 nt
Organism: Symbiodinium sp. CCMP2592
Lineage: Eukaryota; Dinophyceae; Suessiales; Symbiodiniaceae
Source: the annotation of a GenBank genome assembly
AUGUGCUUCAGAGAUGGAUUCAAUUCGAAACAUCACCAGCCAUGGCAAAUUAUCAGUGCUGCCACCACGACGGGGUUUGUGAAGGACACACCGGCAGCUUGCGAGCUGCGUUGCCAUGGUCCCGUGCAGUUGGGCUUUGUUGUGAACCAUUCCGGACAAAUCACACGGGUGACUACAGGCACAUGGGCCGCCGAAAAUGGUUUGGAAGCUGGCGACGAGGUACUAGCCAUCGAUGGUCGUUCCUGGGACGACUUUUCGACAACGGUGACGCGUGAAGAUUUGUCAAAUCUCCGGGGACCCCGGCGGUUGGUCGUGCGCGCAUGGGCAACAGCACUGGAUUUACAGGAAGCAGUGCGUCGAUCAGUGGCAUCCUCAUUGGGCGAAGCACGCGGACAUUUCAGGGAGGCACUGCAAGAUGAGCGUCGGCGGUUUGCUUUCCGCGAGGCGCUUCAGGCCCAAUUGGCGCACUGGCGUCCAAGAGAAACAUGGCCAUUCCCGGCUCUUCCGAAGGAUGCAGUCGACACAGCCGCAGAAGUUGGCGAACUCGUGGGUGCUGGCACGCAAGCGCAGCUGCCACGAGUCACCAAGCUGGAGGCCGCUGCACGCAGGAUCCAAGCAAGGUACCGCUGGAUGAAGCUGUGGCGGCAGCUGGACACAGCACGUGAGCGUGAGGCCGCAGCAACGAAGAUCCAGGCCAUGCAACGUGGCCGGCAAGCACGUCGCGGUCUUGCCGCACAGUUCGCAGCGUCAGCGGCCGGAAUGGAGAUCUUCGAGUCUGACAGCGAUCCGCAAGAGCCUUCGGAGGGUGAAGCAGGGAGCAGUGAACGCGAAGUUGAAAGUCCGGUGGCAGUACCGAGUGCAACGAGCAAAGCAGCAGAGCCAGCGGUGAAGAUCCAGAAAACCUCGGCCCAUGUGGCCUCGCGCGUGACCGCGGGCGCAGACACUGGCUUGGACGACUGUGCAGAUACCGGCACUCACGACUUCUUCGGACAGAGCGCGGCUCUGCAACCGCUGGAAAAGCCCAACCAAAAAGAGCGGCCAGCCGGGAUUAGAGUUCAGAAGUACCCAAUCUCGGGCAGCUCGUCGCCGCCGACGCCCCAGCAGCCACCGCUGAGCAUGGCCUUGACGGCCAUGUCUCUUGAUGGACCGUCGGCCUCGGGCACAGACCCGGCCCUGGUGGCCGCGGCCGUCCGAAUUCAGGCGGCAGAACGGGGGCGCCAGGCCCGCAAGCGUGCAAGGAAGAUGGCCGCGGAGUUCCUGGAGCCGGCUCCAGCCCUGCUGGAGCCGAAGCUGUUGGCAACGGAGGAAAACCACGCAGAGGAAGCUUUGGUCUGCGUCUCUGUCACGAAUCAGUUUGAGCAUGAAGACGAGCCAGGCGAUUGGCACAAGGCAGCCCCCCUGCAGUCUGGUGAGACUCUCGGCUUCGUGGCGACAAGUCCGCAGGGCUUCUCGCUCCAGCCAGACAUGUCCCCAAAGAGUGCGCGUACGAAGAAGGACAAGGCGACGGCAGAGCCAGCUGUCGGCUUCUUCGGUGCGGCACCGGAGGCUGCCAACGCUGCGGUCUCCGCCGUGGCAGAUCCGCUCGGACUCUCCGAACAGUUGACGCUCCGGCCGGAGACGGACACGUCCAGACCAAAGCCGGAGGCUGCCACCAGCGGACAAGGCCCUGUUUGGAGCUACCGCCGUGAUGCCUGCAGCAGCUCGGCACAAGAUGCUCUGAAAUCCUUCAUCAACUUUGUUUGCCAGGCGACGGCAGAGCCAGCUGUCGGCUUCUUCGGUGCGGCACCGGAGGCUGCCAACGCUGCGGUCUCCGCCGUGGCAGAUCCGCUCGGACUCUCCGAACAGUUGACGCUCCGGCCGGAGACGGACACGUCCAGACCAAAGCCGGAGGCUGCCACCAGCGGCGGGGUUUUGGAAUUGUCUCUGGUCAAAAGAAACAUUUCCCCCAAGAGUGCGCGUACGAAGAAGGACAAGGCGACGGCAGAGCCAGCUGUCGGCUUCUUCGGUGCGGCACCGGAGGCUGCCAACGCUGCGGUCUCCGCCGUGGCAGAUCCGCUCGGACUCUCCGAACAGUUGACGCUCCGGCCGGAGACGGACACGUCCAGACCAAAGCCGGAGGCUGCCACCAGCGGCGGGGUGAAUGCAGAACCCAGUUUGGGUUUCUUGGGCGCUGCGCCAGCGCCCACCAAAGCAGUGGUCUCGAUAUCUUCGGAUCCGUUGGGGCUUUCCGAGAACUUGGAGCUCCAACCGCAGCGUGGCUUCCGGCUUCCCGCAAGGGAAUCCAAGGAAAAGAAGCUCAAGGCAAAAGAGACUGACAAAUCCCGGGACAAGGGCAAGGACCGGGAGCAAGACAGGGACAAGAGCACUGACAAGGUGAAAGUUGAGCCUCUCGGCUUCUUCGGUACUGCGCCCGAUGGCACCAAAGCUGUGGCCUCAACUGCCACCGAUCCGCUGGGCCUAUCAGAGCAGUUGGAGCUGCAGCCGCAGCGUGGCUUCCGGCUCCCGGCGAAGGCAAAAGACAAGGAUGCGAAGGAGUCGAAGGAGAAGGACACCAAGAAGAAAAAGAAAAAGAAGAAAAAAGAAGACGAGUCUGAGCUGGACAUCCUGGGCUUCUCGCUCUAUUAA